Messenger RNA from Ailuropoda melanoleuca (giant panda), 1167 nucleotides. RefSeq lists its product as uncharacterized. Gene Ontology annotation, molecular function: protein binding. The coding region runs from base 505 to 1023 and encodes 172 amino acids. The record is from RefSeq and is a predicted model, not a curated record. The transcript has 2 exons. NCBI's taxonomy places the organism in Eukaryota, Metazoa, Chordata, Mammalia, Carnivora, Ursidae.
GGCCAUCUGCAGAGUAAGAAUGGUAUCAAAGGCCAGCCAGUAAUCCUAUAUGCUUAUCCACUUCCCAGGGUAGGGUACACUUACCCAGGCCCAAAAUGAGGCAGAUGAGUAGAAGAACACCAAGGUCACAAGACAGUAAAUGGCCUGUAAGCAGACAUGAUCAGGCUGGAAUCAAAAUCUACCCUAAACCACAGGCCUUCCUCAAUUCUAACCAAGAGUUAGGCCAGGCUGUGGAAAGAGACAAGUUGCUUCUCAUAGGGUUGGUGGGGGAAAGGGGUCUGUUCCCUGAGUCCUGAGUACCUGGACUCCCCUCUGAUGUGUCAGCCCAGGAAAGAAGGGCAUGUGUAUCUGGGAUGGGAAGGAUUGGGCUCAAGUCCAUCGGAGACUCAAACCCUCCUUUCAUUUUUGGUUUUGUUUUGUUUUGUUUUGACUACUCAGCACUUUCUUGUGCCGGGAUCCAUUUUCAUUUCUCCUUAAUUGUAGUCUUCUUCUGGAAAACUACACAUGGCUGUCACAUACCACCCCUCCACCCUCACCCCCACCAGAGCUGACUGUGGGAUCUCAGGUGGGCACAGAAGCAAGGAGACAAAUGUGCAGUACAACAUCCCCGUGUCCUCUGCCUCCCUCCCGGCCAUCAAGAGCCUGGGCCUCAGGGGCAUCACCUGCAUCGGCCUGACCAACCUGGAUGACUCACCAGCUUCGCACCAGGUGUUGAAGUCUGUUGCCUAUCACUUGGGCCCGAACCUGCAGAGCUUGUGCCUCAGUGGGGGCAGCCCCACAGAGGCCUCCUUUGUGGCCUUGCUCCUGGGCUGCCCAGCCCUGCGUAUCCUUGACCUCAGUGGCUGCAACAGCCUCUUCACAUCGGGCACGCUGCUAGCUCAGCCCGAGAUGGCACAGCAGAUCCGGCAGGUGUUGCAUGGCCUCUGUGAGCUCAACUUGGCUGGCCUGCGGGACCUGACCGACCUCAGUUUCAACCGGCUCAGCAGCUGUGCCCCCAACCUGGAGCGCCUCUCCUUGGCCUAGUGUCACCUCACUUUUGAACUAGGCCCAGCCCGGGGCUCCCUUGGCCCCCCAGACUCCUCCCCCUCCCAGCUCUCCUUCCACAACCUGCUGCGAUUCAUGAAGCGAAGGGCUGGUAGGCUGCAUGCGCUGGACCUGAGUGGCACU